Molecule: messenger RNA, 1538 nt
Organism: Trichobilharzia szidati
Lineage: Eukaryota; Metazoa; Platyhelminthes; Trematoda; Strigeidida; Schistosomatidae
Source: the annotation of a GenBank genome assembly
CUGAGACAUAACCUUCAAGAUAGGUGGACAAUAGAAUCAGUGCGUGUACAAAUUUCAAGGCCACUGUGACUCGCAUAGCACUCAGUACGUCACUUCGCUGAGUACACUCUAUUUCGUAUCUGUUUCUUAGAUAUUGCCAGAGUUUUAGCCUUCUCAGUAAAUCUGUCCUUCAACUGUACAACAGCAAUCUUGAAAUUGAAAAUCACCCAAAGCUUACCAUAAUGCUAAAUUAAAUCUCACUAAUUCUGAAAUAAUUCUCACGUUCUAUAGGCUUACCUAUUAAAAAACGUCAAAAGAAUAAAUUCAAUCAAAUUGGGACAACUUUUAUUCUUGUCAGUCUGGAGCAAUCAUAUCUUUUCGUCACAGUAAUUUGGCCCUGAAAUUCCGUGAGAUUAUAAUAUGGAAACAGUUGUAUUGGUCACAGGAGGCACAGGUUUGGUUGGAAAUGGCAUCCGAUUGGCCUUGGAGAAUAUCAACGAUUCUCUUAAAAGAGAUGGUGAAAAAUGGAUAUUUUCGUCUUCUAAGGAUGUCAAUCUUGCAGAUAGUGCUGCCACUAGAGCAUAUUUUGAGCGUAUCCGACCAACCUACGUAAUACACCUUGCAGCUAAAGUUGGUGGUUUAUUCGCCAAUAUGUCUGGCAAUCUUGAAUUUUUCCGCCGAAACAUGCUCAUAAAUGAUAAUGUUUUGUCAAGUAGUCAUGCAGUUGGUGCAAAAAAGGUGAUUUCCUGCCUUUCAACAUGUAUAUUCCCUGAUCGCACAUCUUAUCCUAUUGAUGAGACGAUGGUUCACAAUGGACCACCUCAUGAUUCCAAUUAUGGAUAUUCAUAUGCCAAGCGCAUGAUUGAUAUAAUGAACAGAGGGUACAGCGAAACAUAUGGGGUUCUCUAUACAUCUGUUAUUCCUACAAACGUAUUUGGACCAUUCGACAACUUUGAUAUCAAUCAAGGACAUGUUCUUCCUGGCCUUAUUCAUAAAGCUUAUUUAGCCAAAAAAAACAAUGAACCGCUAACUGUUUGGGGUUCAGGUGCACCGCUGCGCCAGUUUAUUUAUUCUGUCGACUUGGGUCACUUGAUUAUUUGGGUGUUACGGGAGUACAAUGAUUCUGCUCCAAUUAUAUUGUCCGUACCAGAAAGUGAUGAAAUUUCUAUUCGUCAAGCAGCUGAAGCAGUAGCUAAGGCAAUGGAUUGUCCCAAUCUCGUUUUUGAUACAACAAAAGCAGAUGGACAGUUUAAGAAGACUGCUAAUGCAUCAAAACUUCGUCGACUUUACCCUGACUUUAAAUUCACUCCUUUUGAACAAGCUAUCGAAAGUACAUGCCAAUGGUUCCGUGACAAUUAUGACAAGGCUCGAUAUUAAUUGUGCUAAGAAAUAACUUUUACAAAUGUAUUAUUUUGAAAGAGUGGUUUUUAGUGUGGUGAUUUUUUUCUCUCAUAUAAUCAAGUACUUUGAUUAAUGUAGUCAAGCAAUUUUUGUUUUGAUAGACUCAGCACUCUCAAUGUGUUGGAUAUUUUAUUACAAAAUAAAAUACUGGAAAAAUA